AUGCAGCCCAUACGCGAUCUGAAGCCGAACUUUAGCAUCCCCCCCUCAGCCUCUGUGGCGGGGAGCCCUGACUCCUAUCACCAGGGCAAUGUCAGGAUGACACUGGAGGACUCUGACCUUUGGAAGGCCUUCCAUGAGGUUGGGACAGAGAUGAUCAUCACCAAACAGGGCAGGAGAAUGUUUCCGCACUGUAAGAUCAACCUGUCUGGACUGCUGCCCUAUGCCAAGUAUAUUAUGCUGGUUGACAUGGUGCCUAUGGAUGCCUUCAGACACAAGUGGAACAAGAACAAGUGGGAGGUGGCCGGGAAAGCGGAGCCACAGCCCCCCUGCCGGACCUACCUGCACCCGGACUCACCGGCCCCGGGGAGCCACUGGAUGAAGCAGCCAGUGUCCUUCCUGAAGCUGAAGCUUACCAACAAUACACUGGACCAACACGGACAUAUCAUCCUGCACUCCAUGCACCGCUACCAGCCCCGCUUCCACAUCGUGCAGGCGGACGACCUGUUCAGCGUGCGCUGGAGCGUCUUCCAGACCUUCACCUUCCCCGAGACCUCCUUCACCGCCGUCACCGCCUACCAGAACACCAAGAUAACCAAACUGAAGAUUGACCACAACCCGUUUGCCAAGGGUUUCAGAGAGGAGGGCACCAACAAUAAAAGGCGUGCGCACAGAGGGCCAGGCUAUCCAGAGAAGAUAAAGAAAAUGAGCAAAGACUCAGAUGAGCAUGGAAGUCCUCCAGACUUCCGCAGGUCUCCAUACGAAGCCUACGAAGAUGACCCCAUGGGACAUCCCAAGAGCAAGGAGGCCGCAUUGGUGAAGGAGGAGCGCUACUCACCCUGGGGGUCUGAGCAGGACCCAUCCCUCAACAUACGCACGGAGUCACCACUGGGCACCGAUGGCCGCGACAUUUACAACUCAGAGCAGCUCGUGCCCACGCCAGCCUCCUACCAGCCUUACAGGUGCCACGAUUAUGGAAAGUCACCCUCUCCCUCCUCCAGUGUGGGCAGCAGUGGUGGCAGCACUGGGCGUCCCAGCUACGAGUCCAGGGUCCCUGAUGUGGCCACUGUCCCUGACCACGAUGCUCCGAAACCCCUGUCCCUGGAGCCAGGACCCUCCUCAUGUGCCCCUCAGCCAGUGCCUGGGCCCCAGGACUACCCAGGAGUUCUGAACAUGGCAAUGCCCCCCACAAGCAAGCCAGGUGUCCUGGGUCACCACCUGUACACACCCUACGGUGCGGAGCAGGCCCUCGGGCAGUGGAGCGGGCCCGCCCCGGGUCAGUACCCUCCUCCACAUCACCUGCCUGCGGACUACAGCGCACAAGCUGUCCAUCACAGCUAUCACCACGGCAACAUGGCCGACUGGAGCCAGUACCCACUCUUCUCCUACUCUUGCUGGUGA
Molecule: messenger RNA, 1398 nt
Organism: Megalops cyprinoides (Indo-Pacific tarpon)
Lineage: Eukaryota; Metazoa; Chordata; Actinopteri; Elopiformes; Megalopidae
Gene: tbx16
Product: T-box transcription factor 16
Exons: 9
Coding region: 1-1398 (465 amino acids)
Biological process (GO): cell fate specification; regulation of transcription by RNA polymerase II; positive regulation of DNA-templated transcription
Cellular component (GO): nucleus
Molecular function (GO): DNA-binding transcription factor activity, RNA polymerase II-specific; RNA polymerase II cis-regulatory region sequence-specific DNA binding
Source: RefSeq, a predicted model, not a curated record